Messenger RNA from Cucurbita pepo subsp. pepo (vegetable marrow), 4123 nucleotides. The record is from RefSeq and is a predicted model, not a curated record. NCBI's taxonomy places the organism in Eukaryota, Viridiplantae, Streptophyta, Magnoliopsida, Cucurbitales, Cucurbitaceae.
CCGCGCGCGAAAAUUAAAUACAUCCAAGGAGAAGAUACCGUAGAGAAUCUUUGAAAGAGAGAGAGCAAGUUGAAUGGCCCUUGACUUGAAAUUCGGGAGUGAAAACCGAUGAAUUCACUUCUUCAGCUGUCAUCGGAAUGAUCAUUGAUCGGAUUCUAUCUAGGAAGAAAUCGUCGGAGUCAAGUUGAUCGAUCAUGUUUGCCAAGCGAUUGUUGCAGAAGGCCAUUCUCCAUUCUCAGCAUGCUGUACUGCGCGGUAGUUUAACUCCGGAGGACUUGGAUCUCAGAGUCACGGUUCACUCUGGCAUUCCAUCAACCGCAUCAAUUCUUGCUUUCGACUCCAUCCAACGGCUACUGGCCAUUGGAACACUGGAUGGAAGAAUAAAAGUGAUCGGUGGAGGUGGUAUUGAAGGGCUUCUUAUGUCCCCAAACCAAUUGCCUUACAAGUACUUGGAGUUUCUACAGAAUGAGGGUUAUUUAAUUAGCAUCUCCAAUGGCAACGAAAUUCAGGUCUGGAAUCUUGACAGCAGGUCUAUAGCAUGCUGUUUACAGUGGGAAUCAAAUAUAACUGCAUUUUCCAUCGUCAGUGGCUCCCACUUCAUGUAUGUCGGGGAUGAGAAUGGUCUUCUGUCAGUUAUCAAGUUUGAUGCUGAAGAUGGAAAACUUCUGCAGUUGCCAUACCUUGUUUCUGCAACUUCUAUCAGUGAUGUUGCGGGAUUUCCAUUUCCUGAUGUCCAAACCUCACCUGUCAUUGGAGUUCUUCAACAUUCUUCUAUUGGGAACAGUGUUUUGAUAGCAUAUGCUAGUGGCUUGUUUUUACUUUGGGAUGUCUCAAGAGGUCAAGUUCUUUUUGUUGGAGGCGGCAAGGACCUGCAGAUGAAUGACAGACUUGAUGAAUCAUCGAGCGAAGUGGAUGAUAACCUUCCAAUUGAUGCUUUGGAAAAUAGUUUAGCAGAGAAAGAGAUAAGUGCUCUCUGUUGGGCAUCCUCCAAUGGAUUAAUUCUUGCUGUGGGAUAUAUAGAUGGAGAUAUCUUGUUCUGGAAAACAUUAAUUACCGCUUCUGGUAGUGGUCAACAAGGUUCGCCAUCAUCUAAAAAUGUUGUUAGAUUACAAUUAUCAUCUUCAGAGAAAAGACUUCCUGUUAUUGUCUUGCAUUGGUCUGGAAACGGUAGAGCACCUAAUGAUUGUGAAGGGCGGUUAUUCAUCUAUGGUGGCGAUGAGAUAGGAUCUGAAGAAGUUUUAACGGUUUUAACCAUUGAGUGGUCACCUGGAAUGGAGGUACUGAGAUGUGCGGGUCGUACAGAGAUCAAACUCCAUGGCUCUUUUGCAGAUAUGAUCUUGUUGCCAAGUUCUGGUGCUGCUGGGAAUGGUCCCAAAGAAGAACUUUUUGUGCUUACAAACCCUGGGAAACUGCACUUUUAUGACGCAAGUAUGCUGUCUUCAAUAAUAGAUAAAACAGACAGCAAACCACUCAUCUCUCCAUUGGAGUUUCCUGCAAUGAUACCUACAUCCGAACCAUCCAUGACCACGUCAAAGCUUAUUAAGUUGCCCAAUUGGGGAUCCUCGACAAAGAUUUUAUCUGAGCUAGCAUUGAUGAAGCUUAGUUCAACAGCAAUUCAAGCUCGUAGUGCAAAGUGGCCAUUGACUGGAGGAGUGCCCUAUCAGUUACCGACAAUGAAAGAUGAUAAGGUUGAGAGGGUAUACCUAGCAGGUUAUCAAGAUGGUUCUGUACGCGUUUGGGAUGCAACUCAUCCUUUAUUUUCUUUUAUAUGCCAUUUAGAUGCUGAGUUGGAAGGUAUAAAGGUUGCUGGUUCAAGUGCUCCUAUAUUAAAAUUGGACUUCUGCUGUGCUACUACUUCUUUAGCUGUUGGCAAUGAAUGUGGUCUGGUGCGGAUUUAUGACCUUAAAGGCAGUGCUGAUGACAAAAAUUUAUACUUUGUUACCGAAUCCAGACGUGAAGUUCAUAGUCUGCCUCAAGGCAAAGGACCUCAUUGUAGAGCUGUCUUUUCUCUCCUAAAUUCCCCAAUUCAAGCAUUGCAGUUUUCUAAGGGUGGAGUUAAACUUGGUGUGGGGUAUGGAAAUGGUCGUAUUGCAGUGCUCGACAUUUCUUCAUCAUCGGUUUUAUUCUUUACGGAGGGCAUAUCUAACUCAAGCUCCCCCAUUAUCACAAUGAUUUGGAAAGGAAAUUUUGCUGUAACUCAUGGCCCUAUAAGGAGCCCCAAGCACUCAGGGGCUAAAUCUGCAGAUGAUUGUGCUGAAGAACCGUUGUUUAUAUUAACCAAAGAUGCAAAGAUCAAUGUUUUUGAUGGUACUGCCGGAAACAUGAUCAGCCUUCGGCCGUGGCACUUGAAAAAGGAAUCUGUUGCGAUUUCAAUGUAUGUUAUAGAGAGUGGUAUUUCUGUCUCUGGAUCUCCUGAUGAAAAGGAUAAUGAGGAGUCAUCCCAAAAUCCUACUACCAAAAGUGAAUGUAAUCUAGGCAGUGGUUCUGCUGGAUCAAAUUUGCACGAAUCCCAACAUGAUUCUUCUGCAGAAGAAACACGCCAUGCCGAAAAGUUUCUUGAUUCAUAUGUUCUACUUUGUUGUGAGGAUUCAUUGCGCUUAUACUCGGUCAAAUCCAUAAUUCAGGGAAAUAAUAAACCUACUCGUAAAGUGAAGCAGUCAAAAUGUUGUUGGACUACUACUUUUAAAAUCAAAGAAAGAGAUGUCGGAUUAGUAUUGUUGUUUCAGUCUGGUGUUAUUGAAAUAAGAUCGUUGCCAGAUUUAGAGUUGCUGAAAGCAAGCUCCCUCCAAUCGAUUCUAAUGUGGAACUUUAAGGCAAACAUGGACAAGAUUUCAAGUUCUUCUGAACAAGGGCAGAUAGUGCUGGCCAACGGGGGCGAGGUAGCUUUUCUCUCUCUGUUAUCCAAGGAAAAUGAGUUCAGUAUUCCUGACUCCUUGCCUAGUCUCUAUGAUGAAGUUGUUGCUGCUGCUGCCGAUGCUGCUUUUAGUGUUUCAUCUUAUCAGAAGAACAAUCAGCUUCCGUCAACGGGGAUAUUAAGUAGCAUUGUCAAAGGCUUUAAAGGCGGGAAAAAGACCCCUACCGUAAAUUUUUGCACUUCCCGUGAAUCUUAUUGUGCUCAUUUGGAGGAAAUAUUUCUGAAGCCUCCGUUCCCAGAUUCAUCAUCCUCAGCUCUUAAGAAUACCGAGGAAGUUGAGGAACUCACAAUAGAUGAUAUUGAAAUAGAUGAUAUUGAAAUAGACGACAAACCACCACCACCAGCAUCUACUUCAUCCAAGGAUGUUAAAGAGGAGAGGAGAACAGAUAGGCAAAGAUUGUUUGGAGAUGGGGAUGAUGAUUGGAAGCCUAAAACUAGAACAACUGAAGAAAUUUUAGCCACAUACAAAUUUUCCGGGGAUGCUUCGUUGGCUGCUGCACAUGCGAGAAACAAACUCUUAGAGAGGCAAGAAAAAUUAGAGAAACUGAGUAAGCGCACAGAAGAUUUGCGAAAUGGCGCAGAAGACUUUGCGUCAUUAGCAAAUGAACUUGUGAAGACGAUGGAAAAGCGGAAAUGGUGGCAUAUAUGAAUGAUUAAACCUAUAUCUGAAAUAGGUGUUUCAUACUUAAUAGGUAUAUAUUUCUUCACAACCGUUCUUUCCCCUUCAUGCCCUUCAGCUUGCCAAUUAGUCACCAAAGGACGAGAUGGCAGAGAGAACGUCUAUUGUGAACUUGGAAUCGACACGCACACUCACACUCACUCGCGCUCAUUGGUUGAAGUGGCCUGAGAGUUGAGUUGCUUAGGAAUUGCAAGUUUUCAGCCAUCCGAAUAUGAUUUCCAACUGGUGAUUGUCAGAAUUGUAACUUUUUCCAUCUUCGUGUGAGUAAUUCUUCUUAUCGUGUGAAUAUUCGAGAGGAGCCCAUUUGGCAGGUUGAGUUCGCAGAGCUCCGGUGAAGGUUAAGAAUGUUCUGGAUGGAUGCGAGAGGCCCUCCUCGAUAAUCAGAAGAGAGUACGGUAAUAUCCCCUUCCAUUUUUAUACGUGUUUAUUUGUAUCUCGUAACUGUAUAUUUCGGAUUAUCCCCGAGGAAGUAAGCUAAUAAUUUGUUUAUAUUUCGGAUAUAAAAACACUAAUUAAACAUUUUGACUUUA